This is a messenger RNA of Trypanosoma grayi, 495 nucleotides long. Its product is annotated as vitamin-K-epoxide reductase (warfarin-sensitive). Gene Ontology annotation, molecular function: vitamin-K-epoxide reductase (warfarin-sensitive) activity. The transcript has a single exon. The record is from RefSeq and is a predicted model, not a curated record. Gene Ontology annotation, biological process: peptidyl-glutamic acid carboxylation; vitamin K metabolic process. Bases 1 to 495 code for a protein of 164 amino acids. NCBI's taxonomy places the organism in Eukaryota, Euglenozoa, Kinetoplastea, Trypanosomatida, Trypanosomatidae.
AUGGAACGCGUGAUGCGGCGUCUUCUGCCUGUUGUGGUGAUGGUUGGCUUCCUGCUCUCCAGCUACGCCUACUACGUGGAGCAGCGCUUCGCCAGGGCGCAGGAGCUUGGCCUGACGUACCGCGCAUACUGCGACGCUGGCGUCUUCUCCUGCACGCGCGUCUUCGCCUCCGAGUACGGCGCGCUCACCCAGCUCCUCGGCCUCCCACGUGUGUCGAACGCGGCGCUGGGGAUGCUCUACUACCUCACAGAGCUCGUCGCCUGCAGACAGCCGGCGCUGCUUUUCAUGAUGAGCGCGGCGAGCUGCAUUGCGUCGGUGGGCCUCUUCUUUGUCUUGACAGUCAUCCUGCACGACCUCUGCGUGGUGUGCUGCUCCACCUACAUCGUGAACCUUAUCACUUGCUUCGGCGCUUGGCGGCUGUGGAAGCAAGCGAGGGCGGAAAAACAACCCGGGACGACGCGGGGUGUAAAACAACAAGAACAAAAAACGGAAUAA